This is a messenger RNA of Saprolegnia parasitica CBS 223.65, 666 nucleotides long. RefSeq lists its product as hypothetical. NCBI's taxonomy places the organism in Eukaryota, Oomycota, Saprolegniomycetes, Saprolegniales, Saprolegniaceae. The coding region runs from base 1 to 666 and encodes 221 amino acids. The record is from RefSeq and is a predicted model, not a curated record. The transcript has 2 exons.
AUGCUGACGUCGCUCACCAUCGCGUGCGAGGACGAUGACCUUAGCUUCCUCCUGGACAUGCUACCGCGCUUCUCGGUUCUCCGAGAGCUCAAGCUUCUCGAAGGCUUUUUUGACGAGGUUGCGCGGCCGCUAGCGGCCAUGGCGCGUCCGUUGGCACUGGCGUCGCUGACGCUCCACGACGUUUGGAUCUCAGCCAGCGCGUUCCUCGCGCUGGACGCGCUUCUUGCCAACGCGCCUCGCCUCGAGACGCUGUCGUUUGGGAGCAGCUACGGUCGGAACGAUGCUCUCGAUGCUUCGGGCAAAUCUGUCAAAUGGAUGUUGCCGGGCUGGAUCCGCAACGGCGUGCGUGAGAUCCAUCUCGUCGACUGCGAGUUCCCCAAGGGCUUCGGAUCGCAGCUGGCCCGCGCCCUCGGCGGCAUGACGAGCCCAUGGGGCGUCAAGAUCGCCUUGGUCGGCAGCACGCUCAGCGACGACGACUACGCGGCGCUUCUCGACAUGGCGAUCGAGGCGGCCAAGCGCAACCUUGCUCUCGACGACGUCGAUUUCAAUCUGGCGUACGAUUUUGACGAGAUCCAGCCGUUCGAGAGCGAAGUUGACCUAGAUAGUAACUACGAUCCGCUGCCCAAAGGCUGCUGUAACGCCGUCCGCGUCAUGCGUCGUCCGUAG